This is a messenger RNA of Plectropomus leopardus (leopard coralgrouper), 6753 nucleotides long. The record is from RefSeq and is a predicted model, not a curated record. Lineage: Eukaryota; Metazoa; Chordata; Actinopteri; Perciformes; Serranidae.
AUGACGCUGUCCACGGUGCUGAAAUGCGGGGAAGCAGAUCCGCUGUGUACCUACACAAUGAUCUGCAACUUCCGGUCAUCAAUAUGUCAGGCCCUGGUCCUGGAAAUUGGGGAAACUGUGCAGAUUCUGGAAAAGAGUGAAGGUUGGUACAGAGGCUUUUCCACCAAGAAGCCUUCUAUCAAGGGUAUUUUCCCAGUCAGCUAUGUCCACUUGAAGAAAUCCACAGUGACCAACAGAGGGCUGUGCGAGACAGUGGUGCCCCUUGAGGACCCUAUUAUCACAGAGACCACCUCCACACUGCAGGAAUGGGGUGUCUUGUGGAAGCAGCUCUAUGUGAAACACAAGGUGGAUCUAUUCCAUAAGCUGCGUCAUGUGAUGAAUGAGCUCAUCGACCUGCGUCGGCAGCUGAUCCAGGGUCACCUCGCCCAGGACCAGACCCGUGAGAUCAAGAGGCACAUCACUGUACGGCUUGACUGGGGCAAUGAGCACCUCGGCUUAGACCUUGUUCCCAGGAAAGAGUUUGAGAUGGUGGAUCCGGAUCAGAUCAGUGUAUCAGAGCUACACAAACUGCAUGUAUCCAGCAGACACUGUGGCCAGCAAAGCACAAACCAGGGUGACAGCAUGAGACAGCGCCAUGGUGACGGUUGCCGUGUCCCUGUGUCGCACCACCUCUUCAUCAAUCUGAAGAGCUUUACUUACAACAGCAUCAGCGAGGACGCGGACGUCUUCUUCUCUCUGUACGACACUCGUGAGGCCAAACAGAUCAGUGAGAAGUUCAUGGUGAAACUGAACAAAAAUGGAGGACCAAAGAAUCCAGAGAAGGUUGAUCGUCUGUGUGCUCUCUUUACGGACCUGAGCAGCAAAGACUUGAAGAGAGACCUGUACAUUGUUGCACACGUCAUCAGAACUGGUCGUAUGCUACUGAACGACUCAAAGAAAGGCCCGCCUCAUGUGCAGUACAGACGACCUUAUGGGUGCGCUGUUCUCGCCAUGAGUGAUGUUUUCCACACCAUCACAGACCUCAAAGAGGAGAAGGACUUUGUACUCAAAGUUUACACAUGUAACAACGAGAACGAGUGGUACCAGAUACAGGAAAACAUCAUCCGCAAGUCCAACACCAAGUACUCAGCUCCCAGCACCAACUAUGGCCUCAUCAUUUCCCUGCAGCUGCUGCGGGGUGAGCUGGAGCAGAUCAGACGGGAGAACCAAGCUGUGUUCAACAGGGCCUUGGCACUUACACGCAAGCUGGGUUUCCCAGAUGUCAUCCUGCCAGGUGACACACGCAACGACCUAUAUCUGACCCUGGAGCGGGGGGAGUUUGAGAGGGGCGGCAAGAGCGUCCAAAAGAACAUCGAAGUCACGCUCUAUGUACUCUACGCCGACGGGGACACUCUCAAAGACUGCAUCAGCUUGGGCAGCGGGGAGCCCAACUCCAGUGAAUAUCGCUCUUUUGUCCUUUACCACAAUAACAGCCCUCGCUGGAGUGAGAUGGUCAAGUUGCCCAUUCCCAUAGAUCGUUUCAGAGGAUCCCACCUACGCUUUGAGUUCAGACACUGCUCCACUAAAGACAAAGGAGAGAAAAAACUGUUUGGCUUUGCCUUCACUCCUCUGAUGAGAGAGGAUGGGACCACACUGUCAGAUGAAAGCCAUGAGCUGUAUGUGUACAAGUGUGAUGAAAACGCCACCUUCAGUAACCAGGGCCUGUACCUCAGUCUGCCCUGCUGUAAAGAGGACUUCAACAGCUGCCCCAACCUGCCGGCCAACCUGCCCUUCCAGAGAAGCCCCAAAGAAACUUUCUGGGUCUCCACGAUACUCUGCUCCACCAAACUCACACAGAACGUGGAUCUUCUGGCUCUUCUGAACUGGAAGGCCCAUCCGGACAGAGUUUUGGACAUCCUUGGUCGAUUACGUCAGAUCAGCGGAGAGGAGAUUGUCAAGUUCUUGCGAGAUGUCCUGGAUACGCUCUUCUGUCUUUUAGAUGACAACACUGAUAAAUACGGACCGCUGGUUUUCCAGUCACUGGUGUUCAUCAUUAACUUGCUCAGGGACAGCCGUUUCUACCACUUCAGACCUGUCAUGGACUCCUACAUCCAGAAUCACUUUGCUGGAGCUUUGGCAUACAAAGAGCUGAUUCGAUGUCUGAAGUGGUACAUGGACCGCUCAGCUGAGGUCGUCCGACAGGACCACAUCCAGGAAGCCAUGAGGGCUCUUGAGUACCUGUUCAAGUUCAUCGUCCAGUCUCGUAUCCUGUACUCGAGAGCCACCUGCGGGAUGGAGGAGGAGCAAUUCAGAGCGAGCAUCCAAGAGCUCUUCCAGUCAAUCCGCUUCGUCCUGAGUCUGGACAGCCGCAGCUCAGAGAAUCUCGUGUUCACACAGGCUGCACUGUUGAACAGUUUCCCUGAUAUCUUUGAUGAGCUGCUGCAGAUGUUUACCGUUCAGGAGGUAGCCGAAUAUGUCAGGGGGACCCUAGGGAGCAUGCCCAGCACAGUGGACAUCGGCCAGUCCAUGGAUGUAGUCAAACUGCAGUCCAUCGCUCGUACAGUCGAGAGCCGCCUCUUCUUCUUCCCUGAGUCUCGUAGUAUUCUGCUGCCGGUGGUUCUGCAUCACAUCCACCUGCAUUUGCGCCAGCAGAGGGAGCUGCUCAUCUGUUCUGGGAUCCUUGGCAGCAUCUUUUCCAUAAUUAAGACGAGCUCCAUGGAGUCUUCUGUUCAGGAGGAAGUGGAGAUGAUGGUGGAGAGCCUUCUGGACGUGCUGCUACAGACUCUGCUGUCCAUCAUGAGCAAGUCUCACUCUGUGGAGACGUCCAGAGGACAACGCUGUCCCCAGUGCACUGCUGAGAUAACGGGGGAGUAUGUUUCCUGUCUUCUCUCUCUGCUGCAGCAGAUGACAGAGAUCCACUUCCACCAUCUACUCAACAACUUCCACAGCAAAGAGGAGCUGAAGGAGUUCCUGUUGAAGAUCUUCUGCGUGUUUCGCAAUCUGAUGAAACUGACUAUCUUCCCCCGAGACUGGAGCGUCAUGAGGCUUCUAACUAGUCAUAUCAUCGUGGUGACUACACAGUUCCUGUCUCCGGCACUGCACAAGAACUUCUCAGAGACAGAUUUUGAUUUCAAGGUGUGGAACUCCUUCUUCAGCCUCACUGUACUGUACAUCAACCAGCCCAGUCUGCAGCUGGAGGCACUCGGCCCGGCCAAGAGAAAGAAAGUCCUGGACAAGCAUGGAGAUAUGAGAGUAAUGAUGGCUUAUGAGCUCUUCAGCAUGUGGCAAAAAUUAGGUGACAACAAGCCCCACUUUAUCCCAGGAAUGAUGGGUCCCUUCCUUGGCGUCACGCUGGUGCCUCAGACUGAGGUCCGAAAUAUUAUGAUCCCAAUUUUCCACGACAUGAUGGAUUGGGAGCAGAGGAAAAAUGGCAACUUCAAACAGGUGGAAGCAGAGCUGAUGGAUAAGCUGGACAGCAUGGUGUCGGAUGGGAAAGGCGAUGAUAAUCACAGAGAGCUCUUCAGCCUUUUGACCCAGCUGUUUGGUCCCUAUCCAAGCCUGCUGGAGAAGAUAGAGCAGGAGACCUGGAGAGAGACUGGGAUCUCAUUUGUCACAUCAGUCACAAGACUUGUGGAGCGAUUACUGGACUACAGGGACUGCAUGAAAGGAGAUGAGAUGGAGAACAAGAAAAUUGGUGGUUCUGUCAACCUUAUGAACUUCUACAAAUCAGAGGUCAACAAGGAGGACAUGUACAUCCGCUACAUCCACAAGCUGUGUGACCUGCAUCUCCAAGCAGAAGACUUCACAGAGGCAGCGUUCACUCUGCUGCUGUACUGGGAGCUGCUGCAGUGGGAGGACCGGCCCCUGAGGGAUUUCCUUCACUACCCUUGUCAGAGCGAGUGGCAGCGCAAGGAGAACCUGAGUCGUAAAAUCCUGCACUACUUCAACAAGGGCAAGUGCUGGGAAUAUGGAAUCUCUCUCUGCCGGGAGCUGGCUUUCCAGUACGAGACUUUAUAUGAUUAUCAGAGCCUCAGCUGGAUACGGAAAAUGGAGGCGGCGUACUAUGACAACAUCAUCGAGCAACAGAGGAUUGAGCCCGAGUUCUUCAGAAUGGGCUUUUAUGGCAGGAAGUUUCCUUUCUUCCUCAGGAAUAAGGAGUUUGUCUGUCGUGGUUAUGACUAUGAACGGCUCGAGGACUUCCAGCAAAGGAUGCUGGGGGAAUUUCCACAAGCUAUUGCCAUGCAACAUCCCAACCAACCUGAUGACACCAUCCUGCAGAGUGAUGCUCAGUACUUGCAGAUCUAUGCGGUGACUCCAGUGUCAGACAUCUCUGAUGUGCCUCAGCUGGAGCGUGUGCCCGAGAGGAUCAAGAGCUUCUACCGCAUAAACAAUGUCAGCCGCUUCCACUAUGACAGGCCUUUCCACAAGGGGCCCAAGGACCGCGAGAAUGAGUUCAGGAGUCUGUGGAUUGAGAGAACAACCCUGAUCCUCUCCCGUCCUCUCCCUGGGAUCUCCCGCUGGGCGGAGGUGGAGAGGAGAGAAGUGAUGGAGGUGAGCCCUCUGGAGAAUGCCAUUUAUGUGGUGGAGAAUAAAACCCAGGAGCUGCGGACUCUGAUCAGCCAGUACCAACACAGACAACAUCAUGGCAACAUCAACCCGCUCAGCAUGUGCCUAAAUGGGGUCAUAGAUGCUGCUGUGAACGGAGGCAUCGCCAGAUAUCAGGAGGCCUUCUUUGAUAAGGACUACAUCAGCAGUCACCCAGAGGACACAGAGAGGAUCACACAUUUGAAGGAUCUGAUGCAGGAGCAGGUGCACAUUCUGGGAGUGGGGCUGGCUGUUCACGAGAAGCUGGUGCAUCCAGAGAUGCGUCCGCUGCACAAAAAGCUUGUAGACCAGUUCCACAUGAUGAGAACGGGUUUACACCAUGGUGUGCCCGGAGUGGAUCGAUUUGGCCCUGCAGGCUGCCAAGGGGUCAACUCUCCCAGAGGCAUCCUCUCCUCCCACAGCCACAUGAGCCCUGAGAGUGUCCGCCUCAUACACAGACACAGCCCUCUUAACCUUCAGGGUUCGAUCCGUCACUCGUCCUCCUCCCUGUCCUCUCACACAUCAAGUGAGGCAGGAAACCUUGUCAUCAUGACAGACGGCUUGAUGGGGGAGCAUCCCGAGGAGGCAUUACACAUGCAGCCGAGCCCCUCCUCCUCCAGCCUGAGUUCAAUCCGCUCGAACUCUUCUCAGAUUAUUAACUCGGCUCCCUCGAGUGCCAGAGGCUCUCCGUCUCUGCCUGAUAAGGCCAAACACAACCGGGAAGUGAUGAUACUGUUGCCGUCUCAUCGUGAGAGAGCCAGCAACACCAUGUACUACAACAUGGCAGAGAAUGGACAGAACAACCACAUGCAGCGUGCCUUACUUCAGCAAGUCAGCCCAUGUAAGCCGUGUACUGAUCCUCACAUGAAUCUACCAGAGAAAGUGUUUCCUAACGCUCCCAGCAGCUGGAGCCUGGACGGAGAGAACAGGGAGCAGGUGUCCUACAUGCCGGCUUCUACUGGAGGAGUAAUCAUGCCCCCUGUCCCACCCAGGUCCUUCCCACCUGGACACUUCCUGAUGCACUGUGAUGCGUUUCACCACCAGAACAGCGAUCCUCCCCCUGCCCUGCCUGUCCGUUCACUUCGAAAGUCUCCUCUCCACCCGAUCCCCGGCUCCCCCACUAGUCCUCAGUCAGCGUUGGGUGGCAGUAACUCCACUCUGUCAGGCAGCGCCAGCAGCGGCGUUUCUUCUCUGAGUGAGAGCAACUUCGGAGGUCAGUAUCCAGACCCUGGCCCCAUCAGGAACGACGCCUUGGAGCCUCUCCCCAGCCAUCUGUGGUCCCCGCCUGACGAGUACCUGGCCUCUCCCUACCUGCACAUCCACUACGGCGGACCUGAGAUCGACUCUGUGGACCCGGUCCGCCCCUUCCAUUACCGCAGCCCCGCCUCACACCCGCACAACCACCCACAUCCUCACGCCCAUGCCCACCCUGGGAUGGACAGCCACUCCCACGGGCCGCCGCCUCACCACCACGCUCCCACUCAUGGCCCUCACCACAUCCCGUAUCGCCGGCCUCAGCCUCCAGCCGUGCCGCCUAAACCCUACCUGAGAGAGGGCUGCAUCCCCGAGGAGGAGCUGCAGCCUCAGCCCAUCCCGCUGCCCCGCAGGAUCUUCCACUCCCCUCACGGCCACCGGGAGGAUCAGGGAAAACACCCCUGGGAGCAGUGCAUCAGCGAGGAGCACGAGGAGACCCAGUGAUGAGGAGGCUCCAGCUAAAUUUCAGUUAGAGCUUUUUUCUCCUUUUGUUCUUCCCUUCAUUUGUACUGAGUUAAAGGAGCACUAACAGGAAGAGUCUUGUGGCGUGUGUACUGUCGACCCUCCUCGCUCUGUGUUUUAAUAUCAGUGCACAUGAAGGAAAGAAACGAGGGAGUGAACCUCGAUGAAUCCACAUCACGAGGCACAACUGCCGUCACUGCUCCGUGUGGCCUCCUAGAUAUAAUUAAAAGAAAUUUAUCUGUUGAACAGUACGACAGACUAACUUUGUUCUGAAAUUGAUAUUGAUUGUACACAAUUGUACAACUCGUCUGUGAGCAUGUUUUUUCAUUUGAUGAAUAAUACAACAACAGUUUUGUGAAAUAUGACAACCGUGAUCAUCACCAACAUGAUCCCAGGUGCAGUUUAAGCUCUGAACUCCCUUAAUUUUGCUUUUCAUGGCAUUUUCACAACACGAGACAACGAUCGAAAGUUAUU